AUGGUCACACUUCAUGCUCUAUUGACAGUGUUGAUGCUCUCGACGUUGUCGCAAGCUAUUCCUCUCAUUCGACGAAGUACGGUGUUGCCAAGCAACGACGCCUUUUAUCAUGUGCCGGACAACAUAACGAGCUACUCGCCUAGGGCCAUUAUCAACUACCGGAAGCCGCCAGCACCCAUUGCAGCGUUUGCAAAGUAUCCUAUCAACUUGCAGAACUCUUGGCAGAUCCUUUACCGGACAACAGACAGUCUCAACAACGCUACGGCUACCGUUCUGACUGUUCUGGUCCCGUACAAUGCCGAUUUCAGCAAGGUUUUGUCCUACCAGAUUGCAGAGGAUGCCGCAUCGCCCAACUUACCUUUGCCACGCAAGCUGAGACCCAGUGCUGCUCUCGAGCAGCACUGGGUCCUCAUUGUUCCGGACCACGAAGGCCCUGCAGCUGCCUACCUGGCCAACCACCUGGCCGGAUAUUCUACCUUGGACGGUAUUCGUGCCGGGCUGAGCUCGGGGAAUAUUACCGGGAUGAAAUCAGAUGCUACAGUUGCCAUGUGGGGAUACUCUGGUGGCAGUCUGGCUUCCGGCUGGGCCGCAGAGCUCCAGCCUUUGUAUGCACCCGAGCUGAAGAUUGCCGGUGCAGCUAUUGGUGGCACCGUCCCCAAUAUAUCCAACGUGAUCUCGUCGGUCGACGGCUCAACAUCUGCCGGACUGGUACCGACCGGUGUCAUGGGACUCGCCAACCAGUAUCCUCUUGUCAAAGCUAUCGUGGAGCAGCAUGUGUUACCCCAAUACCUAGACGCCUUUGCGAACACGACAAAGCAGUGUCUCGAAGAAGAUCUCUCGGAUUUCUCUGACAAGAACGUGUCUAGCAUGCUUGAUAGCCCAGACCUCUUUACAAAUACGGCGAUGAUGAAUGUUUUCAGUGCCAAUGCAUUGGGCAGCAACAUUCCUCAAAUUCCUCUCUACAUUUACAAGGCUGUUCAGGACGAGCUCAGCCCAAUUGCUGAUACAGAUAAGAUGUACGGGCAGUAUUGUGCUGGCGGUGCAAUCGUCAAGUACGAGCGUGAUUUGGUCUUCAACCACGGGACCUUGUCAGCUGUUGGCGCACCAAAGGCUCUGACAUGGCUCAUACAAGUCUUUGAUGGGACUGCGACUCAGAAAUCAUGCACGAAAGAAACCAUCAUAUCGUCUUUGCUUGACCCUGUAGUACUCGGAGUACUACCUGAGUUCAUUUUCGAAGACCUUCUUGAUUUGCUUGGAAAGGAGGUUGGCACGAGUUUAUAA
This is a messenger RNA of Grosmannia clavigera kw1407, 1281 nucleotides long. RefSeq names its product secretory lipase. Gene Ontology annotation, molecular function: triacylglycerol lipase activity. The coding region runs from base 1 to 1281 and encodes 426 amino acids. The transcript is spliced from 2 exons. Gene Ontology annotation, biological process: lipid catabolic process. NCBI's taxonomy places the organism in Eukaryota, Fungi, Ascomycota, Sordariomycetes, Ophiostomatales, Ophiostomataceae. The record is from RefSeq and is a predicted model, not a curated record.